CCUGCCCCGGUGGAGGAACAGCGAGCCUUGCUCUCUCCCUUGACCUUUCUUGGUGCCAAGGAGUCUCUACCCUUUCUCUUGUGCAGGUUACCCCGCUCCUUCCCUAACAUUCGGGCAUUCGAUGCUGCGUCGGGACUCGGGACGUCGACGUGUUCCCACGCUCCUCCCAGUCUCUCACGCGGAGGAGACUCAGACAGCAACGUCUCGCUGACCUUCUCACCCCAUCAGCUCUGUUAGAUUGACGAGAUGGGGAGUAGACUGAUAGGGAUACCAGUAGUGCAGUCGAUAUACAUUUCUCGCUAUUGGUGGAAUGAUGAGAGCGAGAUGAAGAUAAAGAGGAGGAUGGAUGGCUUUUGGUGAGUGGGAGCAGCGGCGCAAGGGGAGUCGCUUUCUGGGUGUGGGUUAUCCUGUACUUGAUGCAGGGUCCUUUAAAGAACAAAAACACCAUCUCCGGUUGCUUCUUGUUAUGUCUGAAGCCUGUGGAGCUGCUCCCUCCGUCUCUCUAGUUUUGUGGAUCGUCUCUCCUCUUUGCUGUCUUUGGCUUCUAUAUCAGAAGUAGAAAUCUUAGUCUAGCGGAGAUGAGAUUUGGCUGAGAGAAAGCGACCGACGGGGGAAAGGAUGGAAGUAAAGGGAAGAGUGCAGUGAGAGAUGUGCAUGAAGAAUGAACAGAACUCUAAAGGGUAAAAGUCGAAGAGAAGUACAAAAGCUGGAGAAAUGAUGGUUAUGCGAACAGCAUAGAGAGCUUUCAUAUACGAUAGUUAUCAUCUCUUUCCUCGUUGGGGCUGUGCUUGUGCUUGGCUGAAGAGCUGGCGAACCGGUGGUGGAACGGAUCUGUGGCGAUGGGAGGGAUCGAUCCCGGGGUCGCCUCUGCCACAUCGGUCCCUGCCCUCCAUCUCGGCAAUCCCAACAGCGUCGACGACCACCGCAGCCACCACUUCGGCAGAAGAGACCAAGAGCCGAACACCACGACUACGACCACCAACAGCAGCGGCAGCAACAACCAUCCCAACGACGACGACGGCACUGCCGAGGACCAGUCCGCCGGUGGGCUCGAGGCCGGUUCUAUCGAAGGAGCCAGCAGCACCGCCGGCCGCCGGCCGCGUGGACGGCCGCCCGGGUCCAAGAAUAAGCCGAAGCCGCCUGUCAUCAUCACGCGGGAGAGCCCCAGCGCGCUCCGCUCGCAUGUCCUUGAGGUCGCGAGCGGGACCGACAUCAUGGACGCCGUAGCCGCCUUCGCCCGUCGGAGGCAGCGUGGCGUUUGUAUCCUGAACGGCAGCGGGGUCGUGACCGACGUCACGCUCCGCCAGCCCGGUGCGCCGGGGGUCGUCACCCUCCACGGCCGCCUCGAGAUCCUUGCUCUUUCGGGGGCUUUCCUGCCAGCGCCAUCGCCACCCGGGGCCACCGGGCUCACAGUCUACUUAGCCGGCGGCCACGGGCAGGUGGUGGGAGGCAAUGUUGUGGGCGAAUUGGUCGCGUCGGGCCCCGUGAUGAUGGUCGCAGCCACAUUCUCCAACGCGACAUAUGAGCAAUUACCGCUCGUGGUCGAAGAGCCAGCCACGGCGGUGGCUCCACCGACCACAGAAGGAUUGCCGCAGAACCCGUGUGACAGUGGAGUUGGCGUUCGAUCGUCGUCGCAGCAGCCACAUGGGGGAUGGGAUCCAGCGGCGAUGCCACUGUACAAUCUGCCGCCAAAUCUGUUGCCUAAUGGUCCGAUGCCCCAUGAGGUUCUCGGCGCUUGGGCAUCUGCUGCAGCUCCUCGGCCACCUCCGUCCUACUAAGUCCCUACACUUCUCCUAUAUAUAUAUAUAUAUAUAUAUAUAUAUAUAUAUAUAUAUAUAUAUAUAUAUACAUACAUAUAUGUUCCUAUGUUUGUUGUACCUUUGUUAUUGUAGUGUUCUUCUUGUUCAUCAUCCUCAUGUCAAUGCCAUUGCAUGAUCUCUCUCUGCAGUAAACAUAUAUACUGGAGUUGGAGGUUCAUCAAUUUCAAUAAACAAAUAUUCUAUAUCUACUCACACUAAA
Messenger RNA from Musa acuminata AAA Group (dessert banana), 2019 nucleotides. Its product is annotated as AT-hook motif nuclear-localized protein 20. The transcript has 2 exons. The coding region runs from base 840 to 1778 and encodes 312 amino acids. NCBI's taxonomy places the organism in Eukaryota, Viridiplantae, Streptophyta, Magnoliopsida, Zingiberales, Musaceae. Gene Ontology annotation, molecular function: DNA-binding transcription factor activity; minor groove of adenine-thymine-rich DNA binding. The record is from RefSeq and is a predicted model, not a curated record. Gene Ontology annotation, cellular component: nucleus.